GCCACCCCUUCGCGUCUCACUUCGAUCUAGGAAACGGUCUCGCGCGACUAUUACGUACCUUCGACGAGCGGAACUCGUCGUCUGUCCGACGGAUAGUCGUUCGGCAAGGGAGGAAAAUCGACGUAUCCGUUGUACGUUCAUCCGAGACUGCGGUCGUCGCGAACUUCGUGCGCCGCCUGCUUUAGGCUGCAUCGAGCGGCGUUAUCGAGAGCGCACGUCACCUCGAUUCUACUCGAUUCGUCGAAGGAUGUUGCUGCACAACGGUAGUAUCGUGCUCGGGCCGUUGCCUUUCGCCAGUAGAGUCGGAGACGUGCAACCGCUGCAAGAGCGAUUUCUGGGAUGGAAUUUUCCCGCGGAGCACGCCGACCUCGUGCAUCCGCAUUGGCGCGCCUUCCUCGCGCCCGGAAGACUAUGGCACAUCGCCCUUGCGCUUAUUUACUUCUUGCUCCUGAUGCUCUCCCUCGUCGGGAAUGGCAUCGUCAUUUGGAUUUUCAGCACGUCGAAGUCGCUGAGGACACCGUCGAACAUAUUCAUCUUGAACUUGGCCGUAUUCGACCUACUGAUGGCAACGGAGAUGCCUAUGCUGAUCAUAAACAGUUUCCUGGAGCGCACGAUUGGUUGGGAGACCGGAUGCGACGUGUACGCGUUGCUCGGCGCGGUUUCCGGAAUGGGGCAGGCGAUCACCAACGCGGCGAUCGCUUUCGAUCGAUACAGAACGAUUAGCUGUCCUAUUGACGGUAGACUCAACGGGAAGCAGGCUAUGGUGAUAACUUUGUCCACGUGGUUUUGGGCAUUGCCCUUCUCGAUACUGCCUAUGACCGGAUUAUGGGGUCGAUAUGUGGCAGAGGGUUUCCUCACCACGUGCAGUUUCGAUUACCUCACAGACGACGAGGACACGCGGACGUUCGUGAUAACGAUAUUCUUCUGGGCGUACGUACUCCCCAUGUUGCUGAUCGUUUACUUUUACUCCCAAUUGUUUAAGUCUAUUCGCAGUCACGAGAAAAUGCUGCGCGACCAAGCCAAGAAGAUGAACGUGAAGUCGCUCGUGUCGAACCAGGACAAAGAGAGGAGCGUCGAGAUGAGGAUCGCGAAAGCCGCCUUCACGAUCUUCUUCCUCUUUGUCCUCGCGUGGACGCCGUAUGCGGUCGUCGCCUUAACGGGAGCCUACGGAAAUCGCGAGGCGCUCACUCCUCUGUCGACAAUGUUGCCUGCCAUUUUCGCCAAGACGGUCUCGUGUAUCGAUCCGUGGAUAUACGCGAUCAACCAUCCUAGGUAUCGACAAGAGUUGGAGAAGCGCUGUAAGUGGUUGGGAAUUCGGGAACCAGUGGCCCAGGACGCCGUAUCGGCGCAGACCGAGAAAGUUAACGUGGAGGAAUCGUAAUCUCUCAUCGAUGACGAACGUCAGCUCGAUGCCGGGGUUGUCGAGAGGAUGCCGAUCGAUCGCGUAACAUUGUCACCACGAAUGCAAUUCCGAUCGAUCGCCCGGAUAUAUAUCUUUCUCGUUUUUCUUCCCUUCCCUUUUUCUUGAAAUGCAUCACACUCAUGUACGCAACUGAUCGAGAACCCUGUCCGGUUGCGUAGAGGGUCGUUAAUAAAAGAAGGUUGGUCGCUAUUUAACUCUCACAUACGUCGAGUUAUAUAAAUAUAAUCACAG
Dinoponera quadriceps is the source of this 1654-nucleotide messenger RNA. It is a transcript of the gene Blop, whose product is annotated as opsin, blue-sensitive. Gene Ontology annotation, cellular component: membrane. Gene Ontology annotation, molecular function: G protein-coupled receptor activity. The coding region runs from base 248 to 1381 and encodes 377 amino acids. The record is from RefSeq and is a predicted model, not a curated record. Gene Ontology annotation, biological process: G protein-coupled receptor signaling pathway; visual perception. The transcript has 8 exons. Lineage: Eukaryota; Metazoa; Arthropoda; Insecta; Hymenoptera; Formicidae.